AAGAGUAAGCAUGGAGUAGACUGUAAUGCGUCUCAAGCUUUACUGUGGUAGGCAACACGUCGGGGGUUCGCGAGCGAGGUCCUAUGUUCGACCCUCGGGCAGAGUAAAGUCUGCAGCGCCUAGACUUCUUGUACAGGGCUGUGAAUGCAGAGACGACGAAGGUAUUGUAGCAGUGUCCUACGUACAUCAGACUUGCCACAACAUUCAACGAGGCGAAUCAGAUUUUGACGAAGUCAGCUAUAAAUCAUUCCCAUGCAACGUGAUCUUGAUAUGGAAUAUAGAGAAGGAUUUAAGGCCUCAGCUGAUACUGUCUUGUCCUGCCGACGUUUAUGCGGUUCAGUUCUGUCCAUUUAACGACGACUUGAUAGCUGCUGGAUGUAUCAAUGGGCAAGUGGCAUUGUGGGACAUAAAAAAGCACACUGAUAAUGAACCAAUCGCUCAUGAUGUUGAGAAAUCUUUCUGUGCAUCGCAUAUGUUUAUCAACUGGAAAAAUGUCGUAAAAAGAAUUACAGUUUUAAAGCCAGUAAAAUAUUCUCUUCCUGAAACAUCGCAUCCAUCAUGCAUACAAAAUAUCCAGUGGGUUAUUUCUACGUUGAAAAUAAAUGACGAUGGGAAAUUCCGGAGGAAAGAAAAUGAGGAAACAUGUUUGCAGUUCAUCUCGUGUUCCGAAGAUGGUCUAGUAUGUGUGUGGACUUUGACUGAAGAUAUUUGUGUUGCUCGCGUAAAUGAUUAUAAUUCAAGUAGUCCUGCGGAGAGAGAAAGAUCAAUUUACCAAACCAGUAAAUUGUUGUCUGAAAGGAAUAUAUCUCCAACAUACAAGGGCUACCAGAUCAGCCGGCUGAGCUGUGGCUGGGAAAAUUUGAUGGCACCAUACAAAUAUCAUCCUGGAAAGAACUGUCUCAUGUAUUCUCCAAGCAGGUGCAUGACGGGCCGGUCACGUGCAUUGCGUCAUCUCCUUGGAUGAAUGGUGUAAUGCUUAGUGUUGGCGGACACAUUUUUGCAUUAUGGAUCAAUACUUUUAAGGAAGGACCAGUGCUGCUCAAAAAUAAUUCGCGCAGAAUAACUCAUUGCUCUUGGUCACCAACUGAACCUGAGGUUUUCCAGGUAUCUUAUAUUGAUGGCACGAUUGAAGUGUGGAACUUGCUGUCAAGUUGUGAAGUACCUCUGUUUUGCCAAGAUUUAUCAGGAAAUUUAAUAACUGGUGUAUAUCCUACUAGAUUGACAGACACUCAAAACAUUUUGGGUGUCGCCUGUUCCAAUGGUGGUUUUCGUACUUUUUGUUUUCCAAGUGGGAACUUAUGUCAGGAAAUCAAGGUAAAGGCUCUUUUAGAAUUCCUCCAAAAACAAGCAAUAUGCCUCAGUGGAUUCGGCAGAGCAUAUGGCGAACUUACAGAGCGCGACAGAGCCUCAUCAAGUGUUACAUCUAAAUCUAAGGUGACGGAUCUGCCAGUGAAAGAAGAAGAGCGUGAUAGAUUAAGAUCCAGUAUCAUUCAACAAAUCAAACCAAAACAGACAAUUGUCAAACGAAUCAAGAAACCUAAAGUGUUUGUGGCAAAAGACUACAGAAAUAGACAAUUAUGGAUUGAAAGACAAGAAAAAUAUAUGGCGAGCCAACUUCUGGACAAGAAAAAGCUUAACCAAAGACAAAUCCUGUCAGAUCAGGAACUUUUCUUUCAACAUGUCAGACAAAGACAACUAAAAUUUAAACGGUUGGAUGAAUUAACAAGAGAUAAGUGUAAGAUACUGCAAGAAGAAGAAUGCAAAAUUUUUCCAUCAUGUUCACGUGGGACUUUUACAUCAAACUCAAUCGAAGAUCGAGAGCAGAUAAAUUAUCUCUCAAUUAGUGUAUCAGAAAACAUUGAAGAUUACACUGGAAAAAUGAGAAGAAUGCCGGUGCUUCUCAGUGGCGAACAUAAGUUUGAGUGGAGUGGCAAAUGCCCAGAGGAAGUGUAGUACGUUCUUCUAUUGACAAGGAGUUUAUAGACAUCAAAUAAAUCACAAUUAUUCACAUAUGAGUUAUUAUUGUAAAUUGAUUUGUAAAGUAAAAUUACUUAAAAAAUACAUGAUUGUGGAAACCAAAA
This is a messenger RNA of Bacillus rossius redtenbacheri, 2081 nucleotides long. RefSeq lists its product as uncharacterized. The record is from RefSeq and is a predicted model, not a curated record. Gene Ontology annotation, molecular function: dynein heavy chain binding; dynein light chain binding. Gene Ontology annotation, biological process: cilium movement involved in cell motility; inner dynein arm assembly. Gene Ontology annotation, cellular component: inner dynein arm. Lineage: Eukaryota; Metazoa; Arthropoda; Insecta; Phasmatodea; Bacillidae. Bases 26 to 964 code for a protein of 312 amino acids. The transcript is spliced from 11 exons.